Molecule: messenger RNA, 1653 nt
Organism: Penicillium angulare
Lineage: Eukaryota; Fungi; Ascomycota; Eurotiomycetes; Eurotiales; Aspergillaceae
Product: MDR family MFS transporter
Exons: 2
Coding region: 1-1653 (550 amino acids)
Biological process (GO): transmembrane transport
Molecular function (GO): transmembrane transporter activity
Source: RefSeq, a predicted model, not a curated record
AUGGCGGACGAAAACAGAGUGUAUACAUCGCUCCCUGACAAAAAUUCCAAGUUGUGUAGCGAUGCUCAAGUGGAAAAAACAGGAGAUGAUACGGCGAAUUAUGAGUUGAAAGGCCUGCCAUUGGCUCUAAUUAUCAUUGGACUCGGGCUCGCCAUAUUCCUCAUGUCAUUGGAUUCCUCUAUCAUUUCCACGGCCAUCCCAGUCAUCACAUCGCAAUUCAACAGUACUGGUGAUAUUGCCUGGUAUGGAAGCGCAUAUUCAUUCGCCAUGUGUGCUUUGCAGCCGAUUGCUGGCAAGUUGUUUGGAAGUUUUCCUAUGAAAGGGGUAUUUCUCGCAUGUCUAGCUGUUUUUGAGCUGGGUUCUUUGCUAUGUGCUCUUGCUAUCAAUAGUCCAAUGCUAAUUAUUGGUCGGGCUAUAGCCGGAGCUGGCGCUGCAGGAUGCUUCACAGGAGCCUUUUGUAUAGUUGCGGUCUCUUUACCCCUCGAAAAACGACCGGUCUAUGUUGGAAUCCUCCAGUCAACUUUUGGUGUUGCGACAAUUAUUGGCCCAUUGCUUGGUGGUGCUUUCACACAACAUGCAACAUGGAGGUGGUGUUUCUGGAUCAACUUACCUUUGGGUGCUGUCACCAUCAUCACGCUAGUCUUCUUCUUCAAGCCACCUGCACGCGAUACUAUAAAAUCCCCUUCAGCCGUGGGAAGAUUGAAAGGCCUCGAUAUCCCAGGUGCCUUUAUGUUUGCGCCUUCCAUUAUCAUGAUACUCUUGGCUCUCCAAUGGGGAGGCACUACAUACGCGUGGAAAAGUGCUCUUGUCAUUGGGCUCUUUCUUGGAAGUGCAGGGCUUGGUGUUGUCUUCGCUUUGUGGCAAAUCUACCUAGGAGAGAAGGCCAUGAUUCCACCCCGUUUGAUUACAGAUCGAACAAUAUUUUUCGCUUGUUUCACGGAGUUCUUCGCCAUGGGAGCCGUCUAUAUAUCGAUUUACUAUCUCCCAGAAUGGUUUCAGGUCAUUAAGGGCGCCUCGCCUACCAAAUCAGGAGUUAUGUACCUUCCACUGGCAAUAUCAGAUGUUCUCUCUGCCACCCUCACGGGUGCCUCGCUCAAAUAUCUCGGAUACCCAAAUCCUUACGUUCUCCUCGGAACAGCCCUAAUGAGCAUAGCAACUGGUCUUUUCUCUACUUUCUCUACUACUACCAACCAUCAGCUCUGGAUUCCAUUCCAGGUUAUUCAAGGACUUGGCGUGGGCAUGACUCUCUCAAUGCCUUAUGUCGCAACGCAGACAAACCUCAAGCCCGCUGAUAUUCCUGUUGGCACCUCUCUACUUCAGUGCUUCCAGUUUCUAGGCGCUGCCGUAAACCUGGCUAUUGCGGAGUCAAUUUUCCAAAACAAAAUUGUCGCUCGAUUGAGUGAUUUGGGCUUUGAUGGUAAAGAAGUAGAAGCUAUUCUCAGUGCAGGCUCUGCAGAUGUGAGGAAGGCAGUUUCACCAGAACGGCUCUCAGAUGCAUUGGAAGCGUAUAACUAUGCUCUGACGAAAACUUUCUACGUCGCUACAAGUGUUGGCGCUGUUGCAUUCCUCCUUUCUCUUGGAAUGGGGUGGAAGAGCAUCAAGCCACCCAAACCACAACUUGAAUCAUUUUCAGCAGAUUUGGAGGCUAAAUAA